Messenger RNA from Lathyrus sativus (Indian pea), 555 nucleotides. The record is from the annotation of a GenBank genome assembly. Lineage: Eukaryota; Viridiplantae; Streptophyta; Magnoliopsida; Fabales; Fabaceae.
AUGAAGAAAACUUCAACUACUGUCACCUUUUUCCCUCUUCAUAUUCUUCUUCUCUCUUGUUUCCUUCUCCAUCUCAGUCAAUCUUUUCCUCUAAUGAAAGACGAAGACGAUGAUUUGAUAGACCAGAUAUGCAAGAAAACACCGUUUUAUGACCUAUGCAGCUCCAUCUUACAUGCCAACCCUCUAGCUCCGAAAUCUGAUCCUAAAGGUAUGGCUCUGAUAAUGGUGAACGACCUCUUGGCAAAUGCUAGUGACACACUGAGUUUCAUUGAAGAGCUUAUCAAACGGACAUCAGACAAAGAUUUGGAGCAACAGUUGGCUUUUUGUGCGGAGUCAUAUAUUCCGGUAGUGAAGUAUAUUAUUCCACAAGCAGCUGAAGCUAUAAGCCAAGGAAGAUUUGGGUUUGCAAGCUACUCUAUUGUUGAUGCGGAGAAGGAAAUUGAUGCUUGUAAUAAGAAAUUCUCAGGUAGUUCAGUCUUAGGUGAUAGGAAUAGCAUUAUGCAGAAGCUGGUGGAUGUAGCUGCAGCCAUUGUAAAAUUGUUAUUAAAUGGUUGA